UUGUGUGAAUGUCAAUUCGCCAGCCCGCCGCCGACCGCCGUGCGCAUGGCUGACUCACCGCUCAGUGAAAUUCGGAGGCCGCCGCGGUCGGACGUGUCGCCUCUCGCCGGGUGAUACUGACAUGUUAUAAAUAAACAACGCGAUGCCGACCGACAUCAUGUCGACCUGCCCCGCCGACCGCCUCGGCCAGGCCCUCGGCAAGAAGAACGACGCCGAGGUGAAGUCCGGCUUCCUGGUGCUGGUGGGGCGCGGCGGCACGCGCCAGGACGUGCGGGUGGUCGUGUACCGGACCUCGCUGGAGCACUUCGCCGUCAUGUACCCGCGGAAGCGGCUGACCAAGGCCAUCGGCGUCGUCAACCUGCGGAACACCGCGAUAGAGCGGAUCGGCAGCGGCUUCUCGGUGCGGCAGAAGGGCUCCGACGACACGAUAUCGGCCAGGUUCGUGUGCUCGGAGCGCGACAUCGAGGCCUGGCUGCUGGCGUUCUCGGCCGGCGCCGCGCCCGCCUGCCCGCAGGCCAACCUGCCGGUGCUCGUCGAGACCGAGGAGAGUUAAACGGUUCAAUUGAAGUUUUUUGUGAAUGUCUUCGUUUCGGCGUGUGAUUCUUGAGAAACACCGCGCGAGGCUGUCGUUUUGCAAUGGGAUGCAAAAGUGAAAGUUGUGGUUUUUUGUGUAUAAAGUAAUCGUACACCUACGUUCUUUCACUUGCCGAAUUCGGUUUGUGUUACGAUUGUGAGAAUUACUGGUGUCUAUCGAUGUCAGGCGCUACGAUAUAAUUAUUCGAAGCCUAUAACAUUUCUAUUUGUUUUUUAAUGUUUAUCUUCUGGUUUGAAACCGUGGUCCGUGACGGUUUAACUUGUAAACACAGGAUGUAUGAGGGUUAUUAGUUGAUAAGACGAAGGAGAAAUGAGGGGAGAUUAUAUGAAAAGUACUUAUUUAGUAAACAUAUUAUUAAAUUUUACCGGCUGUAACUUGACUAUUAUAGGGAAUCUUAGUUGUGACUUGUGAUGACUGAUGCGGGAGUAAAAAUAGAGACACCUGCAGAGGGUACUGAAAUGUUUAGUAAUCAUGUUCUUUAUGUAGAAAGCUAGUAUUUGUUGGUAUAUUUUCCAAGUAGGGCACGAUGUCUUUAGCGCAACAAUAUUUACGUGAAGUGCCUGGCAAUGACACUCAGGUGAAGCAACAUUUUCACAAUUUGGAAGGCAUCCUACUUGUUAAAUACGUCCUUUACUUACUUCAAUAACUUAUCAAAUUCAAGUCCGUUCUGAAACAUUUUUGGACAUUGACUGCUGUCUGCUCCAGUACUCCAAUUCUAUAAAAUUAGCCCUCGUAGGUGCCCAGUAUUUAAACUGUGUAAGAUUUAAAUUGUUGUGAUAUUAAGUAGGAACUUAUUGUUUUGUAAAUAUUUGUAGGUACUUAACUUACUAUUUGGAAUUUAAUCGACCUUUUGAUUGUAAACAUGUUUGCUUUCUCUCGUUCAAUUUUUGCUCAAAAAAUUGUGCUCAUCAGCAUGAUUUUGGGCAUGAAAUGAAAGUAGACUAUUGCCAGGCGCUAUAGCAAACAGUUUUACUUUAAAAGGACGAAACAAUAAUGAAUGGCCUAUUAUUAUAAUCAACUAAUUGUCGACUAUAAAAUUAAGUAGUUUAUUCUCUUUAUAAAUGGAAAAAUGUUUUAUGUGAUAACGUGUGAUUGUAUUUU
Molecule: messenger RNA, 1696 nt
Organism: Aricia agestis (brown argus)
Lineage: Eukaryota; Metazoa; Arthropoda; Insecta; Lepidoptera; Lycaenidae
Exons: 1
Coding region: 143-553 (136 amino acids)
Source: RefSeq, a predicted model, not a curated record